Molecule: messenger RNA, 1575 nt
Organism: Tachysurus vachellii
Lineage: Eukaryota; Metazoa; Chordata; Actinopteri; Siluriformes; Bagridae
Gene: lrpap1
Product: low density lipoprotein receptor-related protein associated protein 1
Exons: 8
Coding region: 57-1133 (358 amino acids)
Biological process (GO): negative regulation of very-low-density lipoprotein particle clearance; negative regulation of receptor internalization
Cellular component (GO): plasma membrane; endosome; endomembrane system
Molecular function (GO): heparin binding; lipase binding; receptor antagonist activity
Source: RefSeq, a predicted model, not a curated record
GCUUCCUGGAUGCAGCUGGAGAUGAACGUAUAAGCCGCAUAGCUUUGGUUAUCCUUAUGUUCUUUAGUCUUAGCCGUUUGCUUGUAAUAAUUGUUUACAACAUGAACGUGUGUUGCUGGAUUUUCAGCCUUUGCUUGAGUGUUGGAGUCAUGGCAGGGAAAUAUUCCCGUGAAGUGAACGAGCAAAACAACAACAAUGUGGUGGAGUUUCGUGUCGCUAAACUGAACCAGGUUUGGGACAAAGCGAACAGGAUGCAGCUUGCCCCGAGGCGGCUGACGGAGCUCCACAGUGAUUUGAAGAUUCAGGAGAAGGAAGAACUUCAGUGGAAGAAGUUGAAGGCAGAGGGACUAGACGAGGAUGGCGAGAGGGAGGCCAAGCUGAGACGCAACUUUAACAUCAUCCUGGCCAAGUACGGAAUGGAUGGUAAGAAGGACAACCGUGCCUUGGACAGCAAUAACCUGAAAGACCAUGACUCCAAACUGGGAGAAAUAUUUGAGGACCCCAGACUGGACAAACUGUGGAACAAAGCCAAGACUUCGGGAAAGUUUUCGGAGGAGGAGCUGCAGAGCCUGCGCCGAGAGUUCGAGCACCACAAGGAAAAGAUCCACGAGUACAACAUCAUGAUGGACACAGUGAGCCGGACUGAGGAAAUCCAUAAGAACGUGAUUUCUCCACUGGACGGUGAGGAGAAAGCAUCCAGUGUCCAUGAGAAACACAAGGACCUUAAGCAGAGGAUGAGGGACCUGAACCAGGGCUUUGAUCGCCUAUGGAAAAUCACUCAUGAAGGCUUCGACAGUGACAGCGAGUUUAAGGAGCCCAAGGUCAUAGAGCUGUGGGAAAUGGCCAGAAGAUCAAAUCUUAGUGAGGACGAGCUCGACUCUCUCAAGGAAGAGCUAAAGCAUUUCGAGACAAAGGUAGAGAAGCACCACCACUACCAGGAACAGCUGGAGUAUUCACACCAGAAACUGCAGCACAUAGAGUCCAUGGGAGAUAAGGACCACAUCGUAAGACAUAAAGAGAAAUACAACACACUUGCCGAGAAAGCACGAGAGAUCGGUUACAAGAUGAAGAAGCAUUUGCAAGAUAUAACCAACAAAAUCUCCCGAAAUGGACUCCAGCACAAUGAACUCUGAGCAUGACCCUCCUCUUCUCACCAUGACAACACUGAAAAUCCUUCAUAUCCAAAAGCAUAGAUUAUAGUGUGGGUGCAGUUAUUGAUUUUCUAAAAUUGUCUAAAUCAUUUCACACAACAUUUGCUAAUCCUCUGCACUGAUUUUUUUAAUGACAUUGCAUGGUUUGGAUUUGGUCCACUGUAAGUGGUAGAAAACCCUUGUUGAUAGUUUAGGUACAAAAGCAUAUGUACAGUCUGUUAUGUUUUAAGUCCAGUUCUGAUUUUUGAUUAUUUGAAUGCUGAAGUCAUUCCCAUUGGAAGGGUACAUGUGGAGCUUGAAGCUGAAUGCAGUAUUUUAUGUAUUCCCAUUAGUUUUAGAAAUCUUUUGAAAUGCUCAUUGUUUUCAUAAAUUUUCACAUAUUUCAUAAUAUAAUCUCUGUAAAUAAAAGUUGAUUGUCCAUUCA